AUGGUGCAAGUGACUCCCUUCCUCCUGAUGCUCAGCCUGGCCCUGGUGGCUCCCAGUCUCUCUGCAGGAAAGUGCGUGCUGACCGGGAGCUGGGUCAACGACCUGGGCUCUAACAUGACCAUCGGGGCUGUGAACGGAAAAGGCAACUUCGUCGGCACCUACCACACGGCUGUGACUGCCACCACGAAUGACAUCCAGGAGUCGCCGCUGCACGGGUCCCAGAACGUUACGAACCAGAAGAGCCAGCCCACCUUCGGCUUCACCGUCAACUGGAGCUUUUCAGACUCUAUCACUGUCUUCACGGGACAGUGCUUCAUGGACGAAAAUGGAAAGGAGGUUUUGAAGACCAUGUGGCUCCUGAGGUCAUAUGUAGACAACAUCAAGAACGACUGGAAAGCCACCAGGUGA
Molecule: messenger RNA, 408 nt
Organism: Fulmarus glacialis (Northern fulmar)
Lineage: Eukaryota; Metazoa; Chordata; Aves; Procellariiformes; Procellariidae
Product: avidin-like
Exons: 3
Coding region: 1-408 (135 amino acids)
Molecular function (GO): biotin binding
Source: RefSeq, a predicted model, not a curated record